Molecule: messenger RNA, 2502 nt
Organism: Lolium rigidum
Lineage: Eukaryota; Viridiplantae; Streptophyta; Magnoliopsida; Poales; Poaceae
Product: RING finger protein 10-like
Exons: 9
Coding region: 103-2286 (727 amino acids)
Biological process (GO): positive regulation of transcription by RNA polymerase II
Molecular function (GO): transcription cis-regulatory region binding; metal ion binding
Source: RefSeq, a predicted model, not a curated record
CCGCUCCACCGUAUAAAGCGGCCUCUUUCCCCAACCCCGCGUUACCGCCGUCUCCCCCUCGCCGCCGACCAAACGCACCCCAACGAGCUCCCGCGCGGGUUCAUGUCCAUCUCCCCUACCGAAUCCACCAGAGGAUCCCACCCGCUCGCGCCGCGCUCUUCCAAUCCUAGCCCUCGUCAUGGCACCGCCCCUCGCCGCGGCCGUCGCUCCUCCCCUCGGGUCUCCGUCUCGCCGCCCUCCGCCGCCGCGCUCGGUACCGGUAGUGGCUCAAGCUCCGACUCAGUUGGUUCAGUUAUUGGACAAUCUAUUGAUCCUUCCCAAAAGGUAGUUGGAUUUAGAAUAUCUGGUGAAGAGAAUGAUCCAUGUACCCAAGAGGAUGACAAUGUUUCGGAAUGCCAGUCUUCUGGACAGGGAAGUUCGGGUCGACUUGAGUUGGUGGGCUCUCACCAUAAUUCUAAUGAACUUCAGGGUAAUGGAGCUCUGAUGGCCUCUAGAAAGAAUCAAGCUGUGAAUGCCAAUUAUCUUCUGAAUUUCCAGUAUGAUCCUAUUUCUCGACCACAGCCUCGUGGCCCUAGAAUAUAUCCCUCGAGAAGGCAAAGGAAGAUUAAACCUUACAACAAGGACUUGUUCCUACAAGCAAAUUUCAAGUUUGUUGUGUUGGAUACUGGAAAUUGUCAAAUUGAUUCAAUGGAUCCUGAUAAGAUGCUCCAGUGGGAAGACAUAAUCUGUGUAAGAUACUGUAGCCCUUCUGAGGUGCGAUGUCCCAUUUGCUUGGAAAGCCCAUUGUGCCCGCAGAUUACAUCAUGUGGUCAUAUAUAUUGCUUUCCAUGCAUUUUGCGUUAUUUAUUAAUGGGUAAAGAGGAUUACAGAGGUGAAUGCUGGAAGAAGUGUCCACUGUGUUUCAUGAUGAUAUCAGUGAAGGAGUUGAAUACCAUCUUUGUUACUCAACUUCAGCAUUUCCAUAUUGGUGACAGUGCGACCUUCACUCUUCUGGGGCGGUCAAAAAAUUCACUCACUCCUUUUAUUAGGAAUCUGUCUAGUGAAUAUUCUUCUCUAGAUGAAGAUCCCACUGAUGUUUUCUCCAAAUUUAUUUUGACAUCUGAUGUUGAGCUCACUGUUAGAGAGGCAAAAUCAGAUCUCAGUAAUUGGUUGCACAGGGCUGACCUAGGCCUUGUUGAUGACUUGGAGAAUCUUCCAUAUGUUUCUGCUGCUUUGGAGCAACUCGAAGAAAGGAUGAAAUACUGGUCUGAGUACAGAAACCAAAGUAGCAGCCCCCCUAUAAAGGAUAGCUUCUCAUCUGUGUCUAGUAGCAACACGAAGAACUUUGAUAGUCUGAAAACUUCGCGGCUGAACAGUGGGCAGAAGCUCUCCCCUGUUUCAGAUGGAGAUAUUAUCGCUGGUAUUUCAGGGCUUUCUGUUGCACCCCGAUCUAAUAUCACCAAUAAGGGAGUGCCACCCAAAAUGGAAGAGAGACGUGCUGCCACCAUUGAGUCGAAUGAACAAGAUUCAUACACAUUUUACCAGGUGUUUGAUGGACAGCACCUAAUUCUUCAUCCGCUGAACAUGAAAUGCCUUCUAAACCAUUUUGGGUGCUCUGCUAUGCUUCCACCAAGAGUGACUGGAAAAAUCUUGGAGUUGGAAACUAUAACACAGUCUGAGGCUACAAGAAAACGAUAUCGCUUCUUAAGCCAUUUCUCAUUAACAACAACAUUCCAGUUCUGUGAAAUUGACCUGAGUGAUAUGCUACCUCCGAUCUCAUUGGCUCCAUUCAUGGAUGAAAUCAAAAAGCGCGAGAAACAGAGAAAGCAAACUGCCAAGAAGGAAGAAAGCGACAGGGUUAAGGCAGAAGUAGCUGCUGCUGUGCAGGCAUCUGCUAUGCGUUUUGAACAUACAAAUUUUUCUCAGAGUCACAACGAUGUUAUGUUCUCUCUGGAUGACUUUGAAGCUCUGGGAAAUAUUGCUGGACCAUCAACUAGUCCACCAGCCAAUGAAAGAAAACUUUUCUCGGAUGUUACGCGGCUUGGUUUUGCGUCUGCACAAGAUUCGCCUCCUCUAAGAGCUGAAACUGGGGACACGGCUGGCAAAAAUGAAAGCGCAAGGGACCAAGGGCCGGCAGCAACGUCCUCCUUGUCCUUUGCCAGCAUCCUAUCCUCUGCCGGAGCUGCCGGAGCUGCUGGAGCUGCUGCUGACAACAGCAUGGAGAUGCCUAAGCCAAAUGCAGUCGGGAAGAAAGGCAAGAAGCCCACAAGGGUUCUCUUGUCGACUGGCGGUGGCCGCCGAUACUAGAGGAAAAGACUACACUGGAAACAUUUGGUUGUUUCCGUUGUAUAGUACGAGCUGGAUUGUUCCUAAUGCGUGAGGUGAGCAUGGCAGCAAACAGUGUUAUACUGAUGCGAGAUGGCAGAAGCCCGAUAUGGAUGGGAAAUAGUAAGUUGUACCAGCAGAAUGGAGCAUGUAAUCAUAAAUAUGAGAAUGCUUACAUCUCUAUAGUUUUACAGCUUU